Oikopleura dioica is the source of this 372-nucleotide messenger RNA. NCBI's taxonomy places the organism in Eukaryota, Metazoa, Chordata, Appendicularia, Copelata, Oikopleuridae. The record is from the annotation of a GenBank genome assembly.
AUGUCUAGGGUGAGCAACAGGAGAAAUGCAGUCAUACAAGAAGAAGACAUCAAAAAUGACAAGAAAGCCAGAGUAUCAACGAACCCGCCGCAAAGACAAAGGCGUUUUCGAAGACCAGCUACAACCUCUCAUAUAGAACUUAUCGCUGUUGCGCAAUCGAAACAAGUCAAAGUGGUUCUAUUGGGCACUCAAAAUGUUGGUAAAACUGCCCUGUGCGUACGAUUUAUGACAAAGAGAUUCAUCUCCGAGUACGCCAAGACAGAAAUGAGAUAUAAUCACUUCACAUAUGUGGACAACGAAAUCGCCUAUUUCGACAUUUUGGAUACAUCUUACGAGGUAAGAAGCCCAAUCAGCAUAUUGUGCAUACAGUAA